ACAGACCACAAAUAAUAUAAACAAACAACAAGUUACAAAGAAACAAAUCCACAAACAAAAGAACAGACUACACCAAUAACAUAUGCGCAAACAUUAAACCAAUCUCAGAGUCUAACUCUGGAACAAAGAACUCCCCAAAGAACAAAGACACAAAACACAAAUAACAAACAAAAUGACACAACAAACACACCAGAAAAAACAAAACAAACAAGUAAAGAAUACUCAAGGGAAAAACAAAACAACCCAAACCAAUCACUCACUAAACCCUCAUUCCAAAAUGAUUCUCCUGUAGCAUGGACAUUGCCAACCCCAAUUAAAGAAAUGAAAACACAAAAUGAAAACCAAACAAAAACAAAAGAUUUCUCAUGGAUAGAAACAAUAAAAGAAAUGGCCAACAUAAUUACAAAUGUACUAACUAAUAUGAAUUCAGAAAAAUCAAUGAUAGAAAUAAUCACAGAUGCCAUUAAAGAAAUAAUGUCAAUAGUUAAAAACUUGAUCAAACACUUUAAUGAAUAAAAUAAUCUUGUGGAAUAUAAGAUCAAUUCAGAAUAAAAAGACAGAAUUAAAUUACUUGUUAAACAAAGAACAACCGGAUAUAAUAGGAAUUUGUGAAACAUGGCUAAAGUGUAAAGAUAAAUUUAACUUGCAAAAUUACCAAGUAAUCAGGAAAGAUAGGGAAGAUCAAAUAGGGGGAGGAUUAGCUUUAUGUAUUAAAAAUGACAUACAAUCUAAACCCAUAACAUUAAAUGAUAGAUACAGCAAUAGAAUAGAAACAAUAGGAAUAAAGAUCAAUUAUAAAAACAAAUGGCUCAAUGUUCUAUUGAUGUAUAAUCCUUGCAACAACCUAAAAACAGAAGAACUAGAGUAUUAUAUAAAACAAAUUGAAGACCCAAAAAUAAUCAUAGGAGAUUUCAACGCACAUCAUACUAGUUGGAAUCCAAAAUUAAAUGCAAAAUUGGCAAACAAAACUGGAAAAAGUAUUUUUGAAAUCAUUAACCAAAAUAAUAUAAUUAUAUUAACACCACCAGGCUUAACAACAAGAAUAGAUCCUCAAAGUGCAAAAGAAACGACUAUAGACCUGGUAUUAGCAACACCAUCGCUAACCCAUUUAGAAAUAGAAACAGGCCCUAAUCUAGGAAGUGACCACCUUCCAAUAAUUAUAAAAGAUAAUAAAUUAAUGAAAGAUACUCAUUUCAAAGAAAAAAAAUGGAUUUACACAGAAGAGGGUUGGGAUAAAUUUCAGAGGAUUUUGACAGACAAAGAUACAGAAAAUGUAAAGUCUCUAAAAGAAAUCAUAGAUCUUUUAAGAAAAACAGGAGUACAAUGUUUUAAAUUUGAUAAGAAUAUCAAUAAAAACAAAGCAAAUAAUGACGAAGAAAUGGAAUUUACAAAUAAACAUGACAUCUUAGGAUUGAGAUUCGAUGCACCAAGAUUAAAUUGGAGAGAACACAUUGAAAAUAUAAAGAUAAAAUCUUCAAAAAGAAUAGAUAUUAUGAAAAAACUAUCCUCAUACACAUGGGAUGGCUCAAAAGUAAAGGAACCAGAAUCAGUUUCAGCAGCAAUAUAUGUCCAAAAUGCAAAUAUUACUACAAUCUGGAAGCUAACAAAAAAUAUAAAUAUCACUGAAGCAGAGUUAUUUGCAAUAAAACAGGGACUGCAAUAUAUUCAAAACAAUAAAAUAUCAAACUCGAUCAAAAAUAAUAGAUAUAAUAUAAAGAACUUCAAUCAACAAAGAAGAACCAAGAAAUACAGCUCCAGGGAAUAUAGACUUCAAAAGUCUAAAACCCUAUAA
Messenger RNA from Penaeus indicus, 1792 nucleotides. RefSeq lists its product as uncharacterized. NCBI's taxonomy places the organism in Eukaryota, Metazoa, Arthropoda, Malacostraca, Decapoda, Penaeidae. The record is from RefSeq and is a predicted model, not a curated record. The transcript has 4 exons. The coding region runs from base 509 to 1792 and encodes 427 amino acids. Gene Ontology annotation, molecular function: catalytic activity.